AUGGCUGGGAAUUUUAUCUGUGACAACAAGAAGAACAGGAUUAUCCCUUGCCAUGUGUUGCUGGCAAUCCAGAAUGAAGAGGAGCACGGAACGUUGCUUGCCGUAGUGACCAUUGCCCACGGUGGUGUUCUCCCCAACAUCAACCCAGUGUUGUUGCCUAAGGGCAAAGACCCACCUUCCUAA
Messenger RNA from Linum tenue, 183 nucleotides. The record is from the annotation of a GenBank genome assembly. Lineage: Eukaryota; Viridiplantae; Streptophyta; Magnoliopsida; Malpighiales; Linaceae.